Molecule: messenger RNA, 1326 nt
Organism: Fusarium sp. VM40
Lineage: Eukaryota; Fungi; Ascomycota; Sordariomycetes; Hypocreales; Nectriaceae
Source: the annotation of a GenBank genome assembly
AUGACUGACACCAAAGACGCAAUGCAUAUUGCCAUCAUGGGCGCUGGCAUGGGCGGAUUGGGAGCUGCCCUUGCUCUAGCCAAACGAGGCUUCAAACACAUCGAUGUGUACGAAGCAGCUAGUACUCUCGGAUUUGUUGGAGCUGGCAUCCAAAUGGCGCCCAACAUGGGGAGAAUCCUCGAUAGGCUGGGGUGUUGGGAGGAUAUUGAAAGGGAGUCGACUUGUGUAGCUGGGAGUAGCAUCCGACAGGGAGCAACUAAUGAGGAGCUUGCCCACGUUGACAUGCCAGAUCUGAAGGGCAAAUAUGGCUACUCGCAUCUUUGUGGCCAUAGAUCUUCCCUAGCCGGUCACUUAUACGAGGCGUGCAAGAAAGAGGGUACCAUCAACUUUCACUUCGCGACAAGCUUGGUAGAGAUUGAAUCCUUCUCGCCCAGGGUGUCUUUCAAACUCCAACCCAGAGAAGGCGAGCCUUUCACACGUCAAGCUGAUAUUCUCCUCGGCGCUGACGGCAUUAAGAGUGUGACCCGCUCUCAGCUGCUACAGCAAGUAGGCGCCGAGCCUGAAGAGGCCGAAACUGGUCAAGCUGCUUAUCGCAUCAUGAUCAAGCGCGAGGAUAUGGCUCAUGAUCCGGAACUGCUGGCCCUUGUUGAUAGCGAUGAGGUUGUGCGGUGGGUGGGAGAGAAGCGGCACAUCAUCGCAUACUCCAUUGCCAACAAGUCGGUCUACAACUUGUCGACUGUCCAGCCAGAUGAGAACUUUGCAACUGCCCCGUCUAUUACAUACACAACCAAGGGAUCGAAAAAGGUCAUGCUAGACGUAUUCGAGUCCUUUUGCCCACUCGUACAGAAGAUGCUCAACCUAGUCCCUGAAGGUGAAGUCUGCGAGUGGCGCUUAAGGAUGUAUAAGCCGCUGCCUACAUGGACGCAAGGAUCUGUGGCUUUGGUAGGAGAUGCUUGCCACCCAACACUACCCCAUCUCAGCCAAGGAGCAGCGAUGGCCAUUGAGGACGGUUCGACCAUCGCCGAGGUGUUAUCCCUUGCCCCCGAUACCCGGCCUGAGACUAUCGCCAAGUGCCUCAAGGUGUACGAACUGUCUCGAAAAGAGUGGACGUCGAAUCUCGUUGAAAUGGCGUAUCUGUCCGGUCGGACAUUGCAUCUGGGCGAAGGGAAAGCGAAAGAGGAGAGAGACAGGAUGUUCAAGGAGCACAAAAACAGCGGCUCAGUUCCAGAUAAGUGGACGUCUCCUGAUGUACAAAAGAUGAUUUACUCGAACGACUGUGUCGCAAAGGUCAGGUCCGAGUUUGAGACACUCUUUGCCGCGACGUAA